This is a messenger RNA of Galendromus occidentalis (western predatory mite), 2862 nucleotides long. RefSeq names its product neuroligin-1-like. The transcript has 19 exons. Lineage: Eukaryota; Metazoa; Arthropoda; Arachnida; Mesostigmata; Phytoseiidae. Bases 1 to 2862 code for a protein of 953 amino acids. The record is from RefSeq and is a predicted model, not a curated record.
AUGUCACCUUGUGCCGUUGCCUACCUGCUGCUGCUGCUGUGGAGCCCUUGGCUCCCGGGAGUCUCGGCUCUUCUGGAAAGGGACUUCGGCGACUGGAAAUCAAGCGAGAGAAUCGUCCGAACAAUGUUCGGAAAACUACGAGGCCGGGUCGUGCUGCCCCAAGCCCGACUGCACGAAGUCGCCCUUCAACCUGUAGAAGUGUUCUUAGGCAUUCCAUACGCCUCACCACCGGUUGGAUCUCUCCGAUUCCUGCCUCCGAUGACCGCCGCACACUGGGACGGUAUUCGUGAAGCCGACCACUUCGGACCCAACUGUCCACAGGCGCCGCCCGACGCUCCCCCCCAUUGGAGCCGACAGAGACCUUACUCAGACGAAGACGAACGGGACAAAGUCGAACACCGCUCGCCGAAUCGGACGUGGACUCCAUGGUCGCAAAUGGCGGACUUUCUCCAGGACAACCAGAGUGAAGAUUGUCUAUAUCUCAACAUAUUCGCCCCUGCAUCAGUGAGUCGCACAGAACACAGCAAGUUACCCGUGUUGAUCGUGUCGGCGGCGUCGUCACUCGAGUGGGGCGGCGCUUCCCUGCUCGAUGCCACAGCCCUCGCGGCCGCAGCUCAUGUAAUCGUCGUGACGUUCAACUUUCGUCUCGGAGUUCUGGGUAGGUUUUUCCCAGCGAUGGAAGAGGCUUCUCGAUCGAACAAUGCGCUCCUUGAUCAGGUUGCGGCAUUGCACUGGAUUCAGCGUAAUGUAGACAACUUCGGCGGGGAUCGCAGUCGGGUCACGCUCCUGGGUCAUGGAAAAGCAGCGGGAUUGGUUCAUCUUCUGGCGAUGUACCCUUUGGCGAAAGAUCUCUUCCGCUCGGUCGCGCUAAUCUCCGGCUCGGCGCUCUCGCCGUGGGCUCUGUGUCAAAGUUCCAACGCGGACUACUUCGCUAAACAGCUAGCCGAAAGACUCGGCUGUCCGACUCAGCCGUCUGCCAUGGUCGAAUGUCUGCGACACAAAACUGCAGAUGAACUCGUGGAACUGUCGCGGUUCCCGAAUGAAGUUCCGGACUAUCUAUGCGGACCCUUCGGGCCUAUCGUCGACAAUAGCGUAAUCACCGCAUUGGGCGUCCGAGCCGCUUCGUCUCAGGGGCCGUUCACCGAACACGACCUUCUAUGUGCAGUCACUGCCUCGGAAGCGAUGUCCAUGUUCAACGCUGAGGAGCGUCGCAACGGCAUAGAGACGAGCCUGAAAGAUCGCCUCAUCAGAACAUUGGUGAGAAACACUUUCGACUUCCACCAGCAGGAAAUCUACCUCACUGUGGCGAACGAGUACACGGAUUGGACCAGGAGCCUUCAGACGAAAAAAGACGCUCUGGCAGAUACGGUCGCCUCUUUAUCGGAUGGAACUGUCGUCGGACCUGUCAUGGAGACAGCCGUUUCACAUGCAGCGGGUGCUCAACAAAGUCGGUCAGGAGUUUCGACGCACUUGCUCGUCCUCUCUCAGCCCGAGUGUCCGUCGGCUUCGAAUGGCCAUCGAGAAGCUCCCAACUGCGAUGGUUAUCCCGAGGUUAUCCCUAAGGACCUCCUCCAGCUGCUCGGUGUACCCCUUCGUUCGUCUCAAAGUGUGCUGUACCCGGAGUUUUCGCGACAGGACGUCCAGACCUCUCAGACGCUAAUCCUCUGCUUGAAAAACUACCUCCGUGAUGGGAAUCCCAACGGUCCUCCUCGACCUCCGAACUCACAUCACCCGACGAGAUCGAAAGACAAAGAAGAGACCGUUGCCUGGCCGCUUUUUGAGCCGAUUCACAAAAUGCACCUCAUGUUGACAGAUGGAAAAGCACGGACAGGCAGUCAUUGGAACGCUCAUAGACUUUCAAUAUGGAAUCGUCUGCUGCCGGCGUUGCAUCGACCUCCUUCUCGAACUGUCAACCAUCUGUCUGCUGCUCAGUUGGAAGCUCACCAACUGCACCAGCUGCUCGAGGAUUCGGACAAGGCGUCGUCAUUUGCUGGCACCGUGCGGAACGUGACGUUUUUUGCAGCCCGCUCGGAACCGUCUCUCGAGGCGCCCACCACCGCUCUCGCGCCGACCGUCAAACUCACCGCGAACGACAGCCGUAGAGCCGGUGUGGGGGCGACGCCGCCGGAGCCGAUUCUGGAAAUUUCGACUUCUUCGCUGAACGCUCUGGCUGUUCUCACAAAUGGUCCCUACUCGAGACCAUUGCUCACAAUCCUCACCGUAGGCUGCUCCCUGCUCGUUGUUAAUCUACUCGUGUUUGUGGGGACAUUCUGUCAGCAUCGCGAAAGAUCGAAGCCGAAACAGCAAGCCAAGGAGACGACGGACGCGGCAGCCGCAUCGAAAGUCUCCAUCAAGGAAGAAGACUCGUGCUUACAGAAAACCAUCCUGCAGAAAGACGCUGCCAUGUUAUUCCUCCAGGAGACCGCGGGACACAAUUUGAACCAGCUGAGUAAACUCGUUCCGAUCGCGGGAAACGAUCUCCCGAAGACUCAGGCGCAAACCACAGUUCUUAUUGAACUGCUAUCAAAGCCCGUGAACACGACGGUCGAUAUCCUCGUAGUGGUAUUCGACGUGAGGCUACCACAAACUUUCAACAGUCGAGAUGGUAUCAACCGCGAAAAACAAACGGUUACUGUACUCGACGACAGUAUGAAAAUGGUGAAUCUUGGCCUCUGGUCGGAGUUUGUCGGCAAAUUAGAUGGAAAACAAGGUGAUGCAGUCAUUCUACAGAACCUCCAAGUGCGAGAUUACAACGGCACAAGACAACUGUCAACAACCACAAACACAAUCAUCCGUGAAGCGGCAGGCGAUGCCGAAGCAGAAAGGCUUCAAAAAUCACAGAAUCCGCAUAAAUCACAUUAG